AUGGAUGCUACUGAUUUGUUUAAAAAUCGAAAGCGAGUAAAAAGAGGUACACAAUGUCUCUUUGACUCCCUACCAAAAGGAAUUAAAGAAUCAGAACUACCAGCAGCCACUAACCAUAGACAGACUGUUCAAGAUCGAACCUGUCAGUGUGAAACUUCUAAUGCCCUUGAUUAUGAAGCAUCAUACUACUCCUCCAAACAUACGCUUAAUCAGUCCGCUCGGACCACCCAGCUUGCUUAUGAAAUAAAUAAUUCAGAAAACGCAUCCUCUUCGCUGUUUAGUGAAGUGUCGGAUUUAAAUGAUCUGCUGGAAUUUUCAUCAAUAAGUCUACCAAACUUGACCAAAUCGCAUUUGGAUUUACAAUCCUGCCUUCCUAGAUGGAAGAGUGCAUUGAACCUGCAUGAAUUCCAAAAUUUUCCAAAAAUGAAUCAGUCAUUUGAGUCGUCGGAUCGCAUUAUAUCUACAGACUCGUUGGAUAAUCUUUUGUCAUCAGCAGUAAAGCAAACUGAUAAAAUGAGCCAAAGAUUCGAUUAUACUUCAGCAAAUGAACUCUUUGUUCCUGAGUUCAUACCACUUCCGACUAUUAAAUCACCAGUAUCGAUUAGUAGUACAGAAGUUGAAAAAAUAUGUGGGAAGGAAAAGAAUCUAGCAAAAUCAGCUAGUUUAGUGAACCUGUUUAAUGCCAGGUCAUAUUUGCAAGAUCGUAAAAGGCCAUCAUAUUACCACGUCAAUCAACCAACAGAAGAAGAACACGUUAAACAGAUGGAGGAAUUUGUUGAUGUUAAGUCAGACGUCGAACAAGAUGUUCUCACAAUCGUCACAUCUCUCGGUUCCUCUCCGACAUCCAUUGUCCCCAAGGAGGAUGAGAUUAUCAUACCCAUGUAA
This is a messenger RNA of Rodentolepis nana, 885 nucleotides long. The record is from the annotation of a GenBank genome assembly. Lineage: Eukaryota; Metazoa; Platyhelminthes; Cestoda; Cyclophyllidea; Hymenolepididae.